AGCUUGCAGCAGCCUGUGGGAGAAAAUAACUCACUUUGAAUGGCCUACUCUUGUUUCUAUUUUCUAUGUUUCUUCAGGCUUUGAGUACUUUUACAAAAAAAAGAGAGAUUGCAGCCUGUGUUCCCAGCAUUCCGAAGGCUUCUCAAGCCUUGUAUGAUAUUGUAAUGGACAGCAAUGAGGGAAUAAAUCAAACGCCCAGCAAAAUCAAGAUCUUUUUCUCCAAUUUGAUGGAAAAGUCCAAAGCAAAGGAAUAUUUUACAUGGAACCUUUUAAAGAUAUUAUUCCUUGGUCAGGGAUUAUCCAUGUUAUUGUGCGGAACUGCAAUCAGCAGUCAAUAUUUGGCAGAUGACUUUGCUGUGAACACCCCAGUACUUCAAAGUUUUAUCAAUUACCUUCUGUUGUGCCUGGUUUACGUGGGAAUAUUGGCGUUCAGACAGGGUAAUGACAAUUUAUUACAAAUACUGAAGACAAAGUGGUGGAAAUAUCUUCUGGUGGGAUUAAUUGAUGUUGAAGCAAAUUACUUGGUAGUCAAAGCUUACCAAUAUACCACAUUAACAAGUGUUCAGCUCCUAGACUGUUUUAUCAUUCCUGUGGUGAUGCUCCUAUCAUGGUUUAUCUUGCGAUCAAGAUACAAAAUCAUCCACUUUGUGGCUGUUUUAAUGUGCUUGCUGGGCGUUGGAAUUAUGGUUGGUGCGGAUGUCCUAGCAUCAAAACAACAAGGAUCGGGUAGCAACAAGUUGCUGGGAGACUUUCUGGUCCUGGGUGGUGCCGCUCUUUAUGGAGUUUCUAAUGUUUGUGAGGAAUUUGUCGUGAAAAACUUUAGCCGUGAGGAGUUCCUGGGAAUGCUUGGCUUAUUUGGAACCUUCUUUAGUGGUAUACAGUUAAGUAUUCUGGAACAUAAUGCAAUUGCAAACAUUAAUUGGAGCUGGCAAGUCGUGUUAUUGUUCACUGCAUUUGCUGUUUGCAUGUUUGGAUGGUAUAGCUUCCUGCCACUUGUGAUUAAGAUCAGCAGUGCCACGUCAGUCAAUCUUGCAAUCCUAACGGCAGACCUCUACAGCAUCUUCUUUGGGAUUUUCUUAUUCCAUUACAAGGAAUCUUUCAAAGUGGCCAUGAAGUCUAUGUGGUUUGAUACUGGUUACAACAGUUAAGUUUUGAAAUAAGGAAGAUGCUCUCUUCUGUGAGUACAUGAGCUGGUAUUAUUAAUAAUUGCUAGCGCUGUGGAAUGACAAAGUUCGGAAACAAAAUAAGAGGAGUGGGAAUUAUGGCAUAUUUUAAUUGUAAUUUAAAGCAGUUAUAUUGAAGUUCAGUUUCACAGUGAUCUCCAAAAUAUCAAUAUAUGCAUCAUAUCAGGUAUUAAAAAUCAAAAUGUUCCUGGAAGCACAUCCACUUAAUAUGCAGACUUUCAGCACUUACACAGCAAUAAAAGUGAUGAAAUGUUGUGUAUGCCUGUUGCAUGGGCUAAAAUAAACCCUUGUCCUGCCAUAUUCAGCUCAGCUCUUUGGCUUUAUCUGCAUUGGACUAUAUUCAUUGUUUCUUUCAAGCUAUCAACUUUUGAGGAACUCCAUCAGUACCCUUUGAAGUCUCAUUAACUUUCUAGAUUUGCACAUCAGUGAUAUCAAACCUAAUUAGUGUCAGCAUAGACACUUAUUUAAAUUCAUGCUAAUGUUCUUUGCCCAAGAAAUGUCAAUGGUUUUCAGGAAAAUGUUCUCCUUUAUUGAAGAAAGGUCAAUACUAUUGUCAUAGGGUUCAAUAAUUUUUAACUCUUCUUCAAAUAUCUUGAAGCACGAAGGACUUCCUUUAAAUAAUUUGCAGGAGGAGAGCCAGUAUGGUAAAGUAAACAGCCUACCUCCUCCGUUGUGUCUGAGUCACUGCCCUACACUUUUGGAUAGCGCUUACUGUUAUGAAUAUUUAUCAAAUUGACCUGCAUUGAUACAGCCACUCCAAAUCCAAGGAAUUCACGUGGUAGCAUUUCUAUUAAAAAAUCCUUUUGUUCUCAUCGGUAAUUAUUGUUUUA
This is a messenger RNA of Stegostoma tigrinum, 2014 nucleotides long. Its product is annotated as solute carrier family 35 member F2-like. Gene Ontology annotation, biological process: transmembrane transport. The coding region runs from base 66 to 1148 and encodes 360 amino acids. The record is from RefSeq and is a predicted model, not a curated record. The transcript has 9 exons. Gene Ontology annotation, molecular function: transmembrane transporter activity. Gene Ontology annotation, cellular component: membrane. Lineage: Eukaryota; Metazoa; Chordata; Chondrichthyes; Orectolobiformes; Stegostomatidae.